Molecule: messenger RNA, 5265 nt
Organism: Apiotrichum porosum
Lineage: Eukaryota; Fungi; Basidiomycota; Tremellomycetes; Trichosporonales; Trichosporonaceae
Exons: 7
Coding region: 1-5265 (1754 amino acids)
Biological process (GO): transmembrane transport
Cellular component (GO): membrane
Molecular function (GO): ATP hydrolysis activity; ABC-type transporter activity; ATP binding
Source: RefSeq, a predicted model, not a curated record
AUGACUUCUUCGUCCUCGAGCCAUCGAGCAGUGUCCCCUGCACCACCGAGGCCAGCUCGCCGGACAGUCGUGCAUGUCGAGUCCAUCGGUCGACCUAUCUUGCGAGAAUCGUCAUCACAACUGCAAGCGUCUCACGCAGACACCAUCCACCCCGCGCCUCAAGAUGCCAUCGAGCUCGAGCCACUAGGUUAUGCCACAAGCUCCAUCCAUCUCAACCCAUUUGAAAACCAUGCCAGCGUCGAAGUGGAAGAGGAGGAGGAGGAGAUGCUGUUGGAUUCGCCAAUGCCACCCACCCGCCGCAUCAGUCGCGAGGCUACCAAGCCCGGCUACAUCAGCACGCUUUCAUCCCUCAAGUCGACCGACCAGAGCCUCGCGUCUGUCGAGGACAGCGGGUUCGACUAUAUCGACCUUCUCCCUGGCGGCGACAACGCGGCCCGCCCAGUGUCCGAGUACAGGCGCUCCAUGUACCCGCCUGCUGGGUUCUACGACAUCCCACAGCUGUCGCCCCCUUCAGACAACGUGCCGCAGUUUCCGUCCUUUGUGCAGCUGCCGCGACCACCGCCACCGCCCGUCCGCCCGUCGUUCAAGAGGCUCUUCACGCUGACAUCGUGGAAGGACCGCAGUCUCUUCCUCCUGCCAGCCGUGAUCAGUGCGCUCGGCGGGUCCGUCGUGCCGCCGUACAUGACCCUCAUGAUCGGUGACGCCUUCAGCGCGCUCGCCGCGUACCCAUCCUCUGGCGCCACCGCCGAGCAGGCCCACGCCCUCAUGUCCGCCGUGGGCACCACGUCCAUCAAGUUUACAGUGGCGGGGCUGGUGAGCAUCAUUCUCGGAUACAUCAAGCAGGUGAUGUGGGUGCGGUUCAGCGAGAGCGUGGCGGUCACGCUCCGCCUCAUGGUGUUUGAAGGGGUGGCGUGCAAGCCCCUGGAAUGGUUCGACCUCGGCAUGGGCAUGAAGGAGAACGACAACGGGACGUCAGAGACUAUCGGGGCCAGUGGCCUCAUGGCAAAGUUUGCUCGCGAAACCGACGACGUUCGCAUGGCCACCGGUGUGCCCUCUGGCACCGUUGUCCAGUCCAUCGCCACGUUCUGCUUCUGUCUCGGUCUGGCGCUGUACAAGCAGUGGGCCCUCACGCUCGUGACACUGUCGGCGGUGCCGCUCAUGGUGCUCCUGAACGUGGUCACGCAGGCGCUCGUGCACCCGAUGUACUCUGUCGAGCGCCGGGCGUUUGCCGAGGCAUCCACCGAGGUCGAGCGUUCCACCUCGGCCAUCUCCACCGUCAAGGCCUUCAACGCGCAGGACAUUGAGCUCGGGCGGUUCUACAGGCUCACCACAGCCGCGUGCGACUCUCUCCGCAGGCAGGCUACCGUCUGGGCCGUGUGCCUUGGCGGCAGCCAGGCGAUUAUGCUGUCCAUGUUCGUCAUUGGGUUCUGGUACGGCUCCAAGCUCGUUGCAGACGGCACCACGAGCGUGGCGACCGUCAUGACAGUGUUUUGGGCUACGCUUCUCGCCAGCGGCAACCUGCAGUCGAUCGUCCCGCAGCUGUCGUUCAUCACAAAGGGCAAAAUGUCCCUCGCGUCCCUUCUGACCGUCAUCCAGGACGAGGAGACGGAUGAUUCGGUUGGCGGCAGCCGUUCCAGCAACAACAAGUUCUUUGGCACCACCCGCAUCUCCACCGUGUCGAGCGUCACGGCAAAGGUGCGCAACCGCCCCGCACGCUGCCGUGGCGAGUUUGACUUCCGCGACGUGCGCUUUGCGUACCCAUCGCGCCCCGACGUCCGUGUCCUGCGGGGUAUCACGCUGUUCCUACCUGCGGGAGAGACGACCUUUAUCGUUGGCGGGUCGGGCUCGGGCAAGUCGACUGUCGCUCAGCUCCUGUUACGCCUGUACAAGCCCAACUCGGGCGAGAUUGUGCUCGACACCAAAUCACUCGACAACAUCCCCGAGGACUUUACCCGCGAGCACAUUGCCGCGGUCCAGCAGGGCUGUAUCCUGUUCGACAUGUCUGUCCAUGACAACGUCGCCAUGGGCGUCGUCGGCGCAGGCAGGAACUGGCUCGGCAGGUAUCGCGACCACACGGACAUUUCGCGCGACGAGGUGAUCGAGGCGUGCAAGAUGGCCUUUAUACACGACUUUAUCAUGUCCUUGCCCAACGGCUACGACACAAAGCUCGGCACGGGUGGCUCCCUGUUGAGUGGCGGACAGCGCCAGCGACUGGCCAUUGCGCGCGCCCGUAUCCGUGACCCGACAGUGCUCAUUCUCGACGAGGCUACUUCUGCCCUUGACGCGACGUCGCGCGUGGUCGUCUUUGACGCCAUGAAGGAAUGGCGCGCCAACCGCACCACCAUUGUCAUUACCCACGACCUGUCGCAGAUUGGGCCCGAGGACUUUGUCUAUGUCAUGAAGAACGGCGUGGUGGCCGAACAAGGAUUCCGCUUCGACCUCAUGGGUCUCUCCGACGGCGUGUUUACUGCCAUGGCGGCUGAGCAGGCAGUCCAGCCGCUCCCGAUUCGCGAGGACGAACAGUGGCAAGAUGGCGGCGUCGUGCACGACCUUCUCGAGGCCGAGGACACCGAGGAGCCACAAGUUGAGCGCGUGCGGGCGCCGGCCCUCAGCGGGUACUAUGACAACUUUGAGGACUUUCACCGCCGUACGUCGGUCCGCGCGUCGUACAUGCCCGACAAGAGGGCCGGGACCGUGUUCGCCGAAGGCAACCAUCCGGAGUCGCGAGGUGUUUCGAUGCUCUUCCACUCGCGCAAUUUGAGCACGGGCAACCUCGGCAGCAGCGCAUCUCUUGGUAUAUACGGCAACAACUCGCGCAGUUCGGUCCAGCUGCCCAUCCGGGCCAAGGUCGGCGGCAGGAGCUCCCUCUUUGGUGGCAACGACUCGCAACGCCGCAUCUUCCACGGGGCCAACGCGUCCCAAAGCAGCGUCUUCCGGUUUCCCAACGCCUCACGCAGCAGCGCGGUGCUGCCCAACGCCAAUGCAUCACGCAGUUCCAUCUUCCAGCACACCCGCAACGCCAGCGCCUCCUCUGGACUCUACCAGCAGCCCAACAUUUCUGCGGCUAGCAUACCCCAGCAAGCCAACGCUUCCCGCACGAGCAUUCUCCAGCCGUGGCAGUCCGUCAACGUGACCAAGACCAUGGCAGGUGAAUCCACCUCGUCCCUCACGAGCCGCAUCAACUUUGCUGCGCCGCCCGUCCGUGCCGGUCCCCUGACCCAGGCGCAGCGUCGGCUCAGCUGGGCUCCCCGUGACCUGGGGAACGGUGCGUACCGCCAGAGUGUCACUGGCGGCGUCCAGCUUCGUUCCAGCGUCCAGGGAUCGUUCCCGCGUCCCUUGUCCGUGGCCCAGGCCCAGCAGUACCCGCGCCCCAUGACUGUGAUCCAGCGUCCGUCGACCAUUGUCAGGACCACCUCCGACACGGACAGCGAGGCCACCGUCGUCGGCACCGAGCGCAAGUCGGCGAGCUCGUCGUCGGAUAACACUGUCACAGUUUCCAUCGCCGACGAGGAACCGCCCAAGGCGCCCAUCCGGGGUGUUUUCAGCUUGGUGUGGUACUUUCUCCCGACCAUUCCGGGCAAGCCCAUGCUCCUCCUGGGUCUCGUCGGCGCCAUUGGUUCCGGUGCACUCACGCCCAUCUGGUCGUCGUUCAUCUCCAAGCUCAUCACGCUCGUGGGCACGGGCAACACCAGCCUCGUGGCCAAGAAGGGCGGCGCCCUGCUGGGUAUCUGCUUUGCGCAGGGCUUUGCCGUCUUCCUGCAAGAGUUCUGCCUCCAGCGCGUCGCGGCCACAUGGACGGCGUCGCUGCGUACGCGGGCGUUUGAGCGUGUCCUCGACCAGGACAAGGGGUGGUUUGACGAGCCGCGCAACGCGCCUGCGCGCCUCGUCCAGAGUCUCGUCAAGGACGUUGACGAUAUCCGAUACCUCGUCGCGACGAUUCUGCCGCGCAUGGUCGUGGUCGUGGUCAUGAUUGGCCUGGGCAUGAUCUGGGCCAUGGCUGUCGGGUGGCAGCUCACGCUGGUGGGGCUGGGUAUCGCACCCUUCUUCGCCUUCCUCAUGGUCAUGUCCAACCGCGUGGCGCAGGUGGCAGAGGCCAAGAACAAGCUCCACCGCGAGGCCGUUGCCCGCACGUUCUACGAGAGUAUCGCCAACAUCCGCGGUAUCCGUGCCAUGGCCCUGGAGACGAGCUUUAGCGCAAAGUUUAACAAGGAGAUCCGCGAGACACGCGCUUGCGCCGUUGACGCGGUGCUCCGGACCGCCGUCGCCAUUGCCUUUGCCACUGGCAUGCCCCUCUUUGUGCAAGCUCUCAUGAACUAUGUCGGUGCCAUCUUUGUCAAGCAGGGCACAAUGACGUACGCCACAAUGCUCGAGGUGUACACGCUCGUCCUGUUCAGCUUGACGUUUGCCUCCCAGAUGCUCAGCUUUAUGAACCUUCUCACCAAGACCAAGGUCGCGUCUCGCGACUUUGACCGCUUCCUCUCGCUCUCCCUGCGCACCAACGAGUCCAAGGGCCACGCCAGGUUUCCCAUCAAGGGCACGAUUGCGUUUGACCGCGUCAACUUUGCCUACCCGACACGCCCAGACAUGCCCGUCCUACGCGACUUUUCGCUCAAGCUCCACCCGGGUGAAAGCGUCGCCAUUGUGGGCCCCUCGGGCUGCGGCAAGUCGACCGUCGCCGCCCUCCUGCAGCGGCUGUACGAACCCACGGCCGGCCGCAUCACCGUCGAAGGCACGUACCCGCUCACGGCGGCCAACGUUCCAUGGCUGCGCAGCAACAUUGCCGUCGUGUCGCAGUCUGCCAACCUCUUCGACGCGAGCGUCGCCGACAACAUUGCGUACGGGACCGACGCGGCGCGCUCGGACAUUGUGGCGGCGUGCAUCGACGCCAACAUCCACGACUUUGUCCAGUCCCUCCCCGAGGGGUAUGAGACGGCGCUGGGCGAGAACGCGGGCCUCAUCUCGGGCGGCCAGGCGCAGCGCCUGCAGAUUGCGCGCGCGCUCGUGCGCCGCUCGCCCUUGCUCAUCCUGGACGAGUGCACGUCGGCGCUGGACGUGGAUAACCAGCGCGCAGUGCUGGAUACCAUCGAGAAAGUCAAGGCCAACGCGACGACCUUGUUCAUCACCCACUCGACCGAGGCGAUGCGCCGCUGCGACCGUGUCGUCGUCCUCGACAGCGGGCGCGUUGCCGAGGAUGGACCGUACGAGGAUCUCAUCAGGCGCGGUGGCGUGUUUGCAAAGCUCAUGCAGAGCGGCGAGUGGGAGUAG